Molecule: messenger RNA, 5333 nt
Organism: Tripterygium wilfordii
Lineage: Eukaryota; Viridiplantae; Streptophyta; Magnoliopsida; Celastrales; Celastraceae
Product: phosphoglycerate kinase-like
Exons: 15
Coding region: 2796-4841 (681 amino acids)
Biological process (GO): tRNA modification; glycolytic process; gluconeogenesis
Cellular component (GO): cytosol
Molecular function (GO): tRNA (guanine(46)-N7)-methyltransferase activity; phosphoglycerate kinase activity; ATP binding
Source: RefSeq, a predicted model, not a curated record
AGAAAGUAAAGUGUAUUCCAACGCCUGACAAAGGGAGGGGUAUGGCUUCAGAUCGUGAAAGUCCUUGAGCUUUCUUGGUCCACAUGGAAGAACUUUAUGCCAUGCCCAAACAUUAUCCCGAAUAUAUCUACCUAGCAAAAACCAGACUGAAAAGUACCUACAAAAAUGAAGCAGAAUUUUGUUAAGUCUCCAUGCCUUGAUUUUGAUAUUAUUGAAGAUGGAUAUAUGUUGUUCAGGCGGUGAUUGUCAAUACUUGUUUUCAAAUCUCUCGAGUUCAUGCCAUAGUGCAGCUCAAGGUGUAGUUGCGAUAGGUAUGCUACUUAAACUGAUGCCUUUUCUUCCAUUUUCACAUUCUAACCAUUCUAUGAUUUCUUUAUUUCAAAUAGCGCUAUAACUUGAAAAUAUGCAUAUGGACAUAAUCAUUUCUUCUACUACUACUUUACAUGGUCGUUCUUUUUUGAAAUUUGAUACUUAUAAUCAGAUUGCAAUGCAUGGAAUCUUUUUCUUUUUAACUUCUUUGUCUUGGUGAAAAAGAAGAGUGUGUAUGGUCAUCUUAAACAACACCACCCUAUUUUUCGUAGCGUGUUUUCUAAUUCUAUCACUUAAUUUGUGGCCACUUUAGAUAAAUGAUCCGGAGGACUUGUGACUUUUUGGUAGUUCUUAUAUCUUUCUUUUUCAAUCAAUUAAGUUAUGGUUUUGAUGCCCUAAGAAUGUUAGUUUUCAAUUUCAAUGAUAAAAACUUGGCCAUUUCACAUUUAAUAUUGGUAGACCUUGGAAUCAUGUGAGGUGGUCUUAUUAUAAAUAUAACUCACAGAGUAAAGAAGAAGGAAAAAAAAUUCUUCUAAUUAGUUGUCUACAUUGGAGUUUUUUCAACAAGAAGGUGUUUUGGAAAUUAUCUUUCCCUCAUUAUGCACCAUUUGCUUUUGAUUUAGAAUUCUCAUAAUUUUUUUUUGAAAUGCUGGUUUGUAUGAGCCAGUGAGUAACUACUAUGUGCCACAUGCCUUUACUAAAUUGUUGUACAUGUUCAGAACAAAAUUUUGUGGGAGAUGAUAGGUUUGGUUGUCUGAUAGACAUGAAAUCCAAGCAGAGAAGAUUGAGGUGUGUUUUUUCUUCUCGUCGUAGAUUUACUUACCUAGUUCCUACUUUGUGCCUCCUCUUUCAAUUGUUUCUACGUUCCACCUGGUUCUAAAACAUAUCGGGUCUCUCGUAAGUUCUCAUUUAUGUGUUUUUGACUCGAAGUUAUAUGUUUCUACCUUCUUUUGAUGCUUGCCUAAUUAUAAAAUAUAGGGUUUCUCACAAGCUCUAGCGUCUGCGUUGUUGAGUCAGUGUUGUCUAUUUCUACCUUUUGAUGCUUGCCUUCAAUCCUAUGACGCCAUGCUAUCUGUCGAUUCUGCGGCGUAGUAAGGAUAAUAAUAUGUGUUUAUUUAUUUGAAUUGAUACUACAUGCAUAUUGUAUUUGGUAAAUAACUAAAUGAGGAUAAUGAUACGUGCUUAACUAAAUCCACUGUAAAUUUACAAACAUCAAAGGAUAGUAAUAUGUGUGUGUGUUUAUUUGAAUUGAUACUACAUGUAGGUCGUAUUUGCUUGAAUACAUUCGCUUGAUCUGCUUAGAUUAUCAUGUCUACUUUCUUCAGUUUCUAUUGAGAUCGUAUAUGUCAUUCUCUCUGCGUAUAUGUCAAUGGAUAAUAUUUCAUGCCCACAGCCCACUGCUACUCUCUGUGUAUAUAUGUUCAUGAUUCAUGUCCUCCAUAUGGCUUGUGGGCUUUUCCUUCCCCGGCCCAUUUCGUUUCUUUUUAAAAAAAUUUAUUUGGGUGAUUAUUCAUAAUUUGAUUUUUGAUUGGAUAAUUAUUUAUAUUUGCUUAUGGCUUUUGACUUUUUUGUUAUUAUUUUGUGUUUUAUGUUUCUGUUGUUGCGGCUUUUCAAUGUGGGUGUUUUCUCCUUAUUUUGGGGAUUAAAUUAAAUUAUUGAGAUUUUGAUUGAAUUGUGUUAUUUUGAGCUAAUUUCAUGUAGAAGUUAAAUUGUUGAUUUUCUCCCGUAUUAUCUGUUGCAAUUUCGUAUAAUUAUUUAUAUUUUUUCGUAGUUUUUUAGUCAACUUGUUAUCGAUUUGAAUUUUAUUUUUUAAAAAAUUGCAUAACCAAAUCCGUACUUAAUAACAAAAGCAAUUCAUUGAUUAUGUUUAGAAAACUAAAAUUUGCAAUUGAUUAUAAAAAGAUGAAAAGAUGGACUAACAUUCAUUCCAUGGCAAAGCAAAGCUGGUUAAUGAUCUGCCAAGGGAAAAGAUUCCAACCAAAACAAAUAAAGAAAAGCCUUCUAAAUGACUUGAGCCACGUGGAUCCCGGGUUUAACCAUUUUGAACCCCCAACCCGCCAACCACAAACCCUAUACCCAUUUUGAACAAGCACAGCUUCCCAAAGAUGGAUCCGGGUUUAACGACGGUAGAGGUGCUCGACUCUUUUGACGGAAAAACCAAGCAAGACUUGGAACGAAGAAUCUCGGCGGAGCUCCCUCUGUUGGUCGUUUUAAAAUUUCCAGAGAGAGUUCCGACUACAAUCUAGACCCGGAUUGAUCAAUGUCUAUAUGAACCGGACCGUCUGUUACGUCUCCGCAUAUCUUGACCAUUAAAGCCACGUGGCGCGUGAAAAAAGCAUCGUUUCCGCUUUCUCUCUUACGCUUAUCUCUGCCUGUUCAAAGACUCUUUUUUCCUUUCCUCCGGUCACCAUUAUUGCGUGUUUGUUUGCCGAGAAAGUGAAGGAAAAUAGAGUCGCUAUCCGCGGGUAAAAGAGAGGUAAAAGGAGAUGAGUCAACUCUUGAAUGCGCCCCCAGGACUUCUAUUCUUAAACAAAUCGAGUUUCUAUCCUUCCCGUACGAGCACAUUGACAUAUAUGAAAUGCUAUGCUGUCCAUUCAUCCAAUCAAGGUGGUUCACAUGGAAUUGAUCGUAUCAGAAAUUCAAUUGAAUAUAAGGCUUGUUCUUGUGAAGAAGUAGAGUCAGACGCCUUCCCAGACAUUGUUUAUGAUGAAGUGCAAUCAGAGGAUUUUCCAGACAUUCAAACUCUUAGACAAUUUCCUAAGGAGAAGCUUGAUGCCAAAGUUGUUUUGGUCAGAUUUGAUUCUAGAUUCUUACUUCAAGCUGUAGUGGAUCAGAGUGCUCGGUCAGUUUCCAAUGCACUUUUUACUAUUAAGUAUCUGCUUGACGCUAAGGCCAGAGUAAUUCUUGUGACUAGCUGGACUAAGAAGAUUCAUCAAGAAUAUCUGAGUGUAGAGUCUUUUGCAGGUACUUUGUCGUCACUUCUCCAACACAAUGUUGCUGUAGUGCAAUGUAUUGAUUGUGAUAUGUCGCUGAAGAUGGAAGAACUCCAGAAAUCAGACGUUAUUCUUCUUGAUAAUCUCUCUGAGUUUAAAGAAGAAGUUUCAAACUGUCCCAAGUUUGCUGAAUUGUUAUCAGCAGGAGUUGAUAUUUAUAUUAAUGAAGCCUUUUCUGAGUCUCACAAAAUGCUUGCAUCUACGGUUGGCGUUACACGCUUUUGCUCAGCCUGUAUGGCUGGUUAUCACUUUGAAGAGAGCCUGUGUCAACUAAAGAUGGCUGUGAAAAGGAACCAAGGGCCUCAUGUCGCAAUAGUUGGAGGUGGAAAUCUCUAUGACAAGGCAGCUGCAAUCCAUUUUUUAGCUUCCAGAAGUGAUGUAUUGGUGUUUGUCGGAAUGAUGUCAUUUCAAAUAAUGCAUGCUUUAGGACUUCCUGUUCUUCCCAAUUUGGUGGAACCUGGGGCACAUGAAGCAGCUUUAGAUAUAAUCCAGCUUGCGCAUAAUAGGAACAUAUCUAUUAUGUACCCCAAAGAUUUUUGGUGCACAAAUAAUCAUUUUGAAAACCAGUUGAAACUAUUUCCGGCUCAUGGUGUUUUGAAUGGUUGGCUACCAGUUGAUCUCGGCCCUAGUUCAUUAGAAGAAAUAGAGUCUCUACUUGCAAAGUGCCAGAAAAUUAUGUGGAUUGGCCUUGUGAAAUUCAAAUCCUCGAGUAGACAGACAAAUGGGGCCAUCAAAUUGUCUCAAAUGCUUUAUAAACAAUGCCAAAGACAUUGUGAUGUGACUAUCAUAGGCAACAUGGCCUGCAAGGAGAUGAGGGUUGAAUCAACUUCUGCCUCAGUUCUUAACCUAAUUGAUAAUGCUUCUGUUGUAUGGGAUUUUCUCAAAGGAAGAAAGCUUCCAGGAGUCAUGGCCUUAGAUAGAGCAUAUCCAUUUCUGAAUGACUGGAGAAGUGCAUUUCGUGAUCCUGCACAGCCUCUGGUAGUUGAUAUAGGAAGCGGAAAUGGACUGUUUAUUCUAGGAAUGGCUAGAAAGAGGAAACAUUUGAACUUUCUUGGUCUAGAGAUUAAUGAAAAGCUUGUUAGGCGUUGUCUAGAGUCUGUUAAUCAAUCUGCAAUUCAGAAUGGGCAUUUCAUUGCAACAAAUGCAACAUCAACAUUUCGUUCUAUAGUUUCUAGUUACCCGGGAGAGUUGGUCCUUGUCUCAAUACAGUGUCCAAACCCUGAUUUCAACAAACCAGAACAUAGGCGGAGAAUGCUGCAACAAUCUCUGGUCGAAGCAGUUGCUGAUCUCCUUACACAUGACGGGAAGGUUUUCCUGCAAUCUGACAUAGAAACAGUGGCACUGAGAAUGAAAGAACAGUUCCUGAAGUAUGGGAAGGGUAAACUCAGUGUUGUAUGUGACUACCAUGAUGCCAAAAUAAAUAGAAGAAUAUGGCUGGAAGAGAACCCUUUUGAAGUUAGGUCAGACUGGGAACAACAUGUCAUUGAUCGCGGGGCACCGAUGUACAGAUUAAUGCUUUCCAAGUCCAACAAUGCUUGAGUGAGUUUAUGGCAGAUUAUACAUGCGAAAGCUGGCACCGGUACUUACGUGGCUACAGCAUAAUUUAGAUUGGGCAGGCUCAGAUUUCAUCCUUUCUUGGUAUUUACAACGGUUCAAUCUACUCGGAGGUGAGUGUUUGUUUCUCCUCCUCAUAUUACCUUAUAUAAAGGUUAUCUAGCAGUGACUUGCUAGACUUUUAUGUAACUAGUGUUGCUAUGCAGCCUAUGCUUAUAACAGAGUGAUUGCCUAAUGGUAUUUGGAAAGGAGAGGAACACAAGAGAAGGCUGUUGCAAUUUCUGAUGACGGUUACGCUGGUUUUGUCUGUAAAACAAAACUUUUAUCAGUUACAUUGGCUUUGUCGAUACAUGUACCUGUGCAACAACCAGACUAGUUUUAGAUUUUUGCUUGUAAGGUAAACAAAAAUUGUAAGCUUGAAUGGAAAUUUGAGCCGAGUCCUCUUUCUAUUAUCAAUCACAAUCAAUGCUUCCCCUU